AGAUGUUGCGCACCCACAUCGCCUGUCCUUUGGGUCCACGAUUCCGCCUCCCCACUCCUGUGACAUGCUUCUGCAGGAGGGUGGGGCUACGGGCCAAGUCGAAUGCGCCCACCUGUACCUGCACGCUCUACCUUCAUGCUUCUCGUCCCUGGUCCAGCAGCCCGUCUCUUUCCCAUCUUCAUUCACACGAUUGCUCUCACCAUCUUCUUCUUGCCACACGAACACUUUAGACUUCAUCUACAUCCCUCGACAGUCCCAACGCUCAAAGCUCCACCAAGUUCCCCUCUCCAUGCCUCUUCUCACACUUCACAUUCGAUUCCCCCUUUGACACUCUUCAAACCGUUCGUACUUCAAAUUCUCAAGCACAUUCACACCUUUACCCAACUCUUUCGCAUCGUCGCUAUUAUCCCACACUUCUUCCUCCUCCUUCCCUUUUGCCUCCAUCUUUGUUCCUCUUCGUCGUCGCUUUCUCUUGUUAUCUUGAAGCUGGCUGGCUGCAUAUGCCAACUCGUUGUACUCCCAUUAAUAUGCCCCCCCAAAAAAAAACCACAAAAAGACAAAUCGCUCGAUCGCUUGCUCGAUCGAUGUUUGACAUUCAUUCGACGGCGCCCUUUCAGUUGGCGCUCGAUGAGAUUGUGCCGCGGGUGCAAGGUACGAAAGAAUAGGCGGUCUAUACUCGUGACUGUGGGCAGCGGAUCGAGUGCUGCUGCAGCACUGCUGAUCGUCCACAGCCAGCGUGCAGCAGCAGUGUGAAUGUGGAAGGAAGUCUUGAGGGCGCAACGUGGAUGACAUGACAGGUGUGCCAGUGGAGCAUCUCUACGAAUCGAGUUGGUCGUGAGUUUUUGCUCAGGCACAAGCGCAGAGGAAGAUGUUUGCCCCAACGCACCCCAUCCCACCCCACCCCACCCGCUCCUCACAAUAUUAGCACGAAGCUUGUCUAUAGGAAAUUGCGAAUUUGGGAUGGCGGGGGAAUUGGGAAUUGCGGUGACGGGAGGAAAGAAGUUGGGUUGACGUUUUCAUCGCUAGCGAGCGCAGAGAUUCGAGGUGGACAUGGGGGGGGGGACUUGGCAAGGGCGCGCGAUAGAGGACUAGGAAAGGGUGGGAAAUUUGGCGCGCAGAAGAAAGAGUGUGGAUGCGGAUGCGGAUGCGGGUAGGGCUGGCUGGGACUAGGGGACUAAGCGGGAACGCUCCAGCACACUUUGAAGCUGUACUCGUGCUUGUACACCUUGUCUCCGGCCUGCACAGCCAACCUUUCCAGCUCCUUGACCUUUCCCUCGUCGCUCCUCUUGGACCUGAU
Messenger RNA from Ceraceosorus bombacis, 1297 nucleotides. The record is from the annotation of a GenBank genome assembly. NCBI's taxonomy places the organism in Eukaryota, Fungi, Basidiomycota, Exobasidiomycetes, Ceraceosorales, Ceraceosoraceae.